ACCUAACUUUCCGAAACUAUCACAAUGGUACCUGGAAUUCCCAACCCGACCCAAUAUUCGUACCUGUCGUCCAUGACGGCGUUAAGCGGCAUGCCAGGUGGCAUAUCUUAAGGGAUAUUUUGGUCACUUCAUUCACUUAGACUUUUUUUAAUAUUUUUUUCUUUCCUUUCUCAAUUUUUCUUCUUCUGGUGAUUUCACCAGACCUAUCCUCUCUCUUUUGGGUCCCUAUGCUCAGCUCUCAAACCUUGAGCACCACUGCCAUCAGUUGGAGGAACACCUUCCUCCAUGCCACCACACAUACGGCCAUACCCAUGUCAGGAGCAGCGCCGUUUAGCCAUUGGAUAGCCUACUCGAUUGCGUCUUCAAUCUUCUUCUGGUCUUGUGCCUUGAGCAUGGAAGCAAUCUUCUCAUCUUUAAUGGUUUUCCUCACUUGAAUCUAUAGCUUUGGAAUCAGGAUCUUCUCGUGUUCGCAAUUGAGGCCGGAAUUGGCACCUCCCAAGCUUCCACCUUUUAAGCUAAUCAAAACCCAAAAUUUCCCACAACCCACUUCAUUUCUCCCCUAAAAUCAACCGACCCAAAAACGAUCAGCCCCAAAGCAAACAAUCUCAGAGCUAUUAAACACUACCUUCCCCAGAUUUCUUCUUGCAAUCCCUUCUUUUACACGCAACGGCGAAAACAAGAGCAGAAGACAAAAUCGGAUUAAGUGUGAAGAAAGUGAUUGUGAGAAAAAUUAGAGGAAAACAGAUAAGAGGUUGUCGAGGUCUCUCAAUCGGCUCCGUUGGAGCUUAGACUCCACCAUUGCUGAUUGCUACUUCUCUUUGGUGUCAGAAAGUGAUUUUUGCUAUUAAUUCACUAUUUCACCAUCGUUAAUGGGUGGACUCCACCAUUGUUGAUGGCAUGUUUCCUCCACCUUUGUUGAUUGUUUCUGGGUUUGCUGGAUUUGAAUGGGGACGAGAGAGAGAGAGAGAGAGAGAGAUAGACAAAAGAGGCAAAGAGAGAGAGGGAGAAAGAAAAGGGACUAAAGAAUGGAGCUGGGUAAGUAAAUGACACAAAUACCCAUCAAAUAUGCCACGUGGCAUACGUGUUAACCCCGUCAUGGACGGCGGGUACGUAUAUUGGGUCGGGUUGGGAAUUCCAGGUACCAUUGUGAUAGUUUCGGAAAGUUGGAUAUGAAAAUUUAGAAUGAACCAUAAUUGGAGUACUGUUUGUAUUUUUUUCCCUUUUAUUUUAUUAAGUGCAGUGUUUAUAAAACUAUAAAACUAUACAAGGGGCCCCAAAUUGAUCGGGGAUGGAAAUUUCUUACCAAUUUCCUUUAGAAAUUAUUAGUGGGAGACUUGAAUAAUAAAUUUGGUCGUCGAGUUACUCUUUCUUGGCUGGUGAUGAUGCUUACUUUGUCCUCUAUUGUUGUGGUCGCGGUUCCUCCACCUCAGAGGCAUUAUUAUUACUCACACAGUUAGUAAAGCCAUCGAGAAAGCCAUGGAAUAUGGGGUUUUAUUACUUCACAUACUUUUGUCCACACCUACCACUAGUUCCUUUCACAGUUUCACUGGUGAGGUCGCUAUUAUAUCUCUUUCUAGCUAUUUUCUCAGUUGAUCAUGAUGUGGUCCAUUCAUGUCCGAAAGUCUUUCCACUAUGCACUAGUUUAGAGACUAGCUUAUAGGCUAUAAUCUGUGAGAGAUUGAUCUUCCUGGCUUUAUGGUAGCGAGCUCCAUAUACUUAAACUGUAAAUUUCCUGCAGUGCUCCAUACGUUGAUCGACGACUACUUUCAGACCCCUAGCCUAUAUAUAUGCGCUUCAGGUUUUUACUGACUAAGCAAAAGUGAGCUUUGCUGCAGGCUAGGAGAGUGAUACUUGCUGCUUCAGCACAGCACCAUUUCAUAUCGAUCUGUGCCCGCGCUGGUAUGUUUACACAGUAGGUUCAAUCUGGAAUCAUGUCUAUCCCACAAGAACAACAUGUACCACCUAUUGGGAUCCAAUUAGCCACCACCAUCGACAUUUUGGCAGAUUUACCUAAACCUAAGAGACCUUCGCUUCAUCUACUAGAACACAACAAUAGAGAGCUAUACCUGAAGAUAUGUGUGCCUCUAUAUAAGUAUGCGCUAAAAGGUGAUUGGGAAGCUGCUGAACAAAUCUUGGAAAAGGAUCGGAGACUUUUGAGUGCUAGCAUAUCAAGAGAAUGGGACACUGUCCUACAUAUUGCAGCUGGAGCAAGACAUGUUCACUUUGUGGAGAAAUUGGUCGAAAUCAUGGACAAAGAGGACUUGGCACUCCAAGACAAAAAUGAUAAUACUGCGCUAUGCAUUGCUGCCGCGGCAGGAUCUAUAGAGAUUGUCCAAAUUUUGAUAAAACAUAAUGAUUCUUUGCUGACAGUUCGAGGAGGACAAAAAAUGGCACCACCCUAUAUGGCUGCCAUGUUAGGACAAUCAGAAAUGGCAUGGUAUCUGUACCCUAAAAGUAAAAGGACGCUGGAGAAAACUGACCUCGAAAACUUGUUCUUUUCGUGCGUCAACAAUGGUUUGUAUGAUUUAGCCCUACAGUUGCUAGAUACUGAUACAACAUUAGCCAAGGCACGUACUGAUAUGCCGAAAAAUAAAACAGCCUUGCAUAUCUUGGCUCGAAGGCCUUCAGUAUUUGGAACCCAAUGUCCAGGAAUGUGGGGUAGACUCAUUAAAUCAUCCCUCCCAAGUUUUAAGUUUGGAUUCAAAGGAAAUUCAAAUCAAGCUGAUGAAGCACUUCAGCUAGUCCAACACCUUUGGGAAGAAAUUUUGAAAGAUGAGCAUGAUGACGUGAUGAGUUUGAUCAAAUAUCCCUCAAAUUUAAUAUUUGAUGCAGCAGAAUUGGGCAAUUAUGAGUUUCUGCAAGUGCUUUUGAGCUCUUAUCCUGAGUUAGUAUGGGAAACUGAUGAAAAAAAUCGAACUAUAAUCCAUGUCGCAGUUCUGCAUCGUCAUGCGAGUAUCUUCAAUCUAGUGCAUGAGAUAGGCUCAAUCAAGGAUGUCAUAGUGACUUAUGAGGAUGAUCAGGGUAAUAAUAUAGUGCAUAUGGCUGCAAAAAUAGCACCUCAAAAUCAAUUGAAUCUAGUGUCGGGUGUAGCUCUUCAAAUGCAGCGAGAGUUAGUAUGGUUUGAGGAAGUAAAGAAGAUUGUGCAACCUCAAUAUAUAGAGAUGGAAAAUAAGAAAGGAAAAACACCACAAGAAUUAUUCACUAAAGAGCAUAGGACGUUAAUGCGUCAAGGAGAAAAAUGGAUGAAGGACACUGCAACUUCAUGCUUGCUUGUUGCGACUAUUAUUGCAACUGUUGUGUUUUCAGCUGCAUUUAGUAUACCAGGUGGCACAGAUGAUCAUACUGGAAAGCCAAACUUUUUGAAAGAUAAAGCAUUUUUAUACUUCACCAUAGCCGACGGAGUGGCACUUUUUUCCUCUUCAACAGCAAUGUUGAUGUUCUUAUUCAUCCUCACCUCACGGUAUGCAGAAAACGAUUUCCUCAUGUCCUUGCCCUUGAAGUUGAUGGUUGGACUUACUUGCCUCUUCAUCUCAAUAGCAUCUAUGAUGAUGGCUUUCAGCACUGCCUUCUACUUAUCUAGUCAAUAUGGAUCAAGAUGGGUUCCAGAUCUUACAUUUUUCUUUGCAAUUGUCCCUGUUGCUUUAUAUGCAUUUCUGCAAUUUCCUCUUAUGUCUGAUAUAUCAUCUUCAACAUUUUGUUCGAGUCUUCUAUUUCAGCCAUGGAGACGUAUGAUAUACUAAAAAGUUGCGUUGAUAUGCUGUACAUAUUCUAGCUAGUUAAACCUUUGGUCCCUAGCUACAAUACUGAAGUUAUAUAUUAAUCUAGCUAGAAUAAAGUUGUAAUUACAUAUUGAUCAUCUAUGUUGUACAUGUAAGGGACAAAAGGAUGAACAUGGUAUCAGUUUAACUCUUCA
Messenger RNA from Rosa rugosa (rugosa rose), 3913 nucleotides. Its product is annotated as ankyrin repeat-containing protein At5g02620-like. Bases 1932 to 3740 code for a protein of 602 amino acids. Gene Ontology annotation, molecular function: protein binding. The transcript is spliced from 6 exons. NCBI's taxonomy places the organism in Eukaryota, Viridiplantae, Streptophyta, Magnoliopsida, Rosales, Rosaceae. The record is from RefSeq and is a predicted model, not a curated record.